Molecule: messenger RNA, 3569 nt
Organism: Notechis scutatus (mainland tiger snake)
Lineage: Eukaryota; Metazoa; Chordata; Lepidosauria; Squamata; Elapidae
Source: RefSeq, a predicted model, not a curated record
GCGGAAGUCCGUGAAGGGGAGGGAGGGAAAGACGGCAGAGGGGAGGCCGAUCGACGACGACGGCGGCGGAAGCGAGCGUUGCGAUUUCCAAACGGCUAGUGAUGGCGGCUGUCCGGAAGUGAAAUCGCAAGUUCUUGAACAACCUUAGAGGAAGAAAGUACUGCUUGUUAUUUCGGUUUAGAUGGUUAAAGUAACCGGAGGCAAGAUCUCAAUUUGUUCUGGUACUUGCCACCUUCUGCCGAUAUAUUCUUUUAAUUUCUUAAGUUUGUGUAUUUGACAGUCACUGCAGCUACUACAGGCUUCUUUUUCUUGCGAAGAUAGCUUUCUACAAUGGCUAGCCAGCUUGGGGACAGAACACGAAACUUUGCUUUCUGCACUAUUGCAGUGAGUUCUUGUGGUGGGACUUUCCUAUAACACUCACUAUUUAAGAUGCCUUCAUUGGAACUACUACCAUUCAUCAGGAUACAGUGGGAAAGGCCAAUAAGGAAAGCCUGCUUCUGUGGUGGAGAUCCCCCCACAAAAAACGGAAGAAAAAGAGUAAAGCAAGAGCAGGAAGACCAGAUUUUACUAGUAUUCCAAGCAGGUGAAGAAAUCUUGAAACUGACAAGAAAAAAAACUGGCUCUUGUCUGUAUAUAAUACCUAAAUCAAGUAGUGAGAAUUUAAUCAGAACCAACACACUCAAUAGUCCAAAGCUUUGUGAAUUGAAGAGCUGCUCAUCACAUAGCUAAAAAAACAAACAAAAAAUAAAAAGGCAGUUGUACAGAAGUGUAAAAUUUAGUUAGUAACUUCCAAAGGUUCAGUGGAUCCGAACUGAAAAAAAUGUGAAAUGAAGUAAGUCAAAAAAAGCAUUAGGCAAUUGUUCGACAAGCAUCUGGAGAACUUCUCAGCGCGAUGGCUGCAUUUGGCCCUUUGGGGUUGAUUACUACUUCCCAGAAGGUUUCUUAAUUUUACCUUCUUGGUGUUACAUAAAAUGUGAUUUUCUGUUGGAUCUUUUUUCUUCGAUGCUGAAGGUUUUGCUACAUUCUGCACUAUAUAAACUUCACUUUGGAGGAUGCAUGCUGAAAAUUCACAACAGCCUUACCAAUGCUAGAAAGCCAAGAAGCCUAUUAAUAGCAUCACAGUUGGGAUCUGAAUUAGAAAUGAAGGUCAUUGCAAGAUAUUGGCAAGCAUCAUUUGUUUCCAUAAAUUAAGCUGGAGAGUUUUAUUUAAUAUAGAAAAAAACAUAGUUUCUAAUUAGAUUCAAACUAUCACAAGUGAGUUACUGAAUUUUCUGUUUGCCAGGAGAAUUAAUGAUAAAGUUAUUUGAAGGUUACUUGUUAUUCAGCCUUCAACUGAAUGGAGUAUGUAGAUAGGAUGUAUGUAUUAAAUUGGCAUUAUUUAUCAUGUUUGCUGGCAUUAAAGUGUGUGUGUAUGUGUGUGUGUUUACUGUUUGGUUCAAAACAACACUAGUACUUAAUACAGUGUUUUGGAGAAUGGUUAAUCUGAAAUAUAAAAGGCAUGGUUCUGUUGUAUAUGCUUCUAUUACUUGAUCACUUUGUCUUCUAUUUAACAGAGUUAGAAUUGGGAAUGUGAAAAUACAUCUUUAUGUUAGAUACACAAGUGCUGAAUAACUCAUAAAAAGACAUCAAAAUAUUUAACAAGCUGAUAGGAGUAGAAAGUUCCAAACAGUUCCAAUUGUAUAAGCAAAACAAAAAAUAGAAUUAGUAGAUAACUUAAAAUGUAGAUAUUUUUCUUUUCUUUUUCUUUUUUUUAAUUUUAAAGGGUUCAGAUUGAAAGUUGAACCUGUUUAAUAUUUUAAUGACAUAGCCAUCAGAAAAUCCCAAGAUGUAGCUAAAUGUGAAAAUUCAAAAAAAAAAAUCCCAGAAGGUAUAUAAAUUAUUUUUGUAUAAUUUUAAGAAACUUCAUGGAUGAAUCCUUUUACCAGGGCAAAAAACCCAAUGAGCAAAUAAAAAGAAAAUGCAAUUUCAUUAACUGCCUCAAUAACCUUUAAAUUUGUAGUGUUUGGUCAUUCUGAAGUAAUUGUUGAGAAGCAAGUUUUUAAAAUGGUACCUUCUCUCAUAAAUAUUGGUAGUAAUAUUUGGAUUAAGUGCAUUGAGGAAGGCUAUUUUGAGUUACAGAAAGUGCAAGGCCAAUUAUAUUAUCUAUGAUCUGCUUAUAACUGAAAUUAGCACUAGCCAAGUUUAACUGCAUAAGACUUAAGUGGAUUUCUUCAGUCUGGUUGCUUUUAAAAAAUAAUAAUAAAGAGGAAUAUUGUUCAGACAUGACCAAGAUACUAUUUUCUGUGUAUGGUGCUAGUGAUGCACCAUGAAUAAGGACAAACAAGUAUUGGCUGGAUCAAUCCUAGGUAGGUAUUCUGAGUUACGUUCACUGGAAGGUAAUCUAGUGGAGACAGGGUUCUGAGGUUUACAUUGCAAGAUGAUUAAUCAUGUUUUUUCUUCUAAUUUCUUCCAGGCCAGAAUUUGUAAGGCAAGAAUUUGUUAGGGCAGAAAGUUUUUCCAGGCCUGAAUUUGCAAUAUUUGUAGGAGAGUUAACUCCUGAAGUGGAUGACUUUUUGCUGUAUGACUAUUUUUUUAAAAAGUAUCCAUCAUGUAUAGACUGUAAAGUGGCCACAGAUCUGCUGGGAUAUUCCAGAGGUUAUGGUUUUGUCAGAUUUUCUGAUGAAGGCGAUAUGAUGAGAGCACUGCAAGAUUGUCAGAAUGCACCUGGUCUAGGCGGAAAACGAAUCCGAUUGACUUUAGGAAUUUCUAAAAGACUGAAAGCAGAAUUUCAAAGGUACCAGCCCUAUAGUUAUAAUGACUACUACCAAGACUAUCAAAACUAUUACCGCCAGUACAAUUAUGAUAGAAAUGAACGUUAUGACCGAUUUGAUCGCUAUGACCGUUUUGACCGAUUUGAUCGAGGCAGCCGUUUUAGUGAUCGUUUUUCUGAACGUUACUCUGAGCAUUUUGGUGAUCGUUUUUCUGAACGUUAUGCUGAGCGAUUUGGUUCUCGUUUUGGUGAACGCUAUGAAUAUCCUGAGUAUGGAGAUUAUCCUGAAUAUGCAGAUUAUAAUGCUGAGUAUGGUGAUUAUAAUUACGCAUCUUAUGAAAGGAUGCAGCCUACUGGAAAUAUGGGACAACAAGCAAUGAAUCCAGCUUUAUUUCAGGAUGCCUGUGGUAUGAUUUUAAAUGAUGAUCUAGUAACAGAAGAUCCACAACUCAACGUAGAUGUUCAUAGAAUGAACAGAGAAUUUAUGGUGAGAAGUGAAGAACUUUUUGACACACUUAUGAGCUGUCAUUGGCAACCUCUGGACACAGUUACUUCUGAGAUCCCUACUGCUUACUAAAAGUGUCUUAUGUUAACACCAUAGCAUGACUAUUUUGACCAAGGUGCUAAAUUGACAUUUCUUCUACAUUACUUUAGAUCCUAAAUUUUAAAGCACAGUGUUGGAUUAUUAUUAUUUUUGCAAUGCUUUGAUGGCCUUUGUAAUUUUGUUCAUCAGUAUCUUGAAAUCAUGUAAAUAUUCUGGAAAUGUAAAGAGUUAAAUAUGGACUUGCUUAUGUAAAUAAUAAAACUUUGUUUCUGCAAA